CCGCCGCCAAGAUGGAGGCUGGAUUCGGCCGCCGCCGGGAAGCGGCGCCUGAAGCCGGAGAUGGGGAGGGGCCGCAGCUCAGUCGGCCCACUUGAGGAAGCCGGCCUACGUCGCGGUCCGGAGGCAGAGGCGGGCGUGGCAGGAGAGGCCCAGAGGCCAUCGUGGGCACGGCAGUAGCUACCGUGGACGGGCAGUGGGGAGAGAGCUUGUUGAGGUGCAUGGCUCGGGGAAGCGGCAUGAAGACAACUCCCCACCCGCAGGUGCUGGGGAAGGCGCCCCUUGGGAUUGGCCUCCGCCACAGUGCCAAGCGGGACCGGAAGUCCAUCACCCUGCAUGUGAAGUUGGAGGUGCUUCGGAGGUUUGAGGAGGGUGAGAAGCUGACGCAGAUCGCCCGGGCCCUGGGACUGGCCACCUCCACGGUUGCCUCGAUCCGCGUGAACAAGGAUAAGAUCCGGGCCAAUUCCCAGGCAGCCACGCCCGUCAGCACCACCCAGCUGACCCGCUGCCGGGGUGUGCUGAUGGGCCGCAUGGAACGCCUCCUGAGCCUGUGGAUUGAGGAGCAGAAGCGGCAGAACCUGCCUGUCAGCACGCUGCUUAUCCAGGACAAGGCGCGCCGGCUCUUUGCCCAGCUGCAGCACGAGCAGGGCAGCGGCGCCCAGGCCGAGACGUUCGGGGCCAGCAAUGGCUGGUUUGCCCGUUUCAAGGUUCGCCACAACGUGCUGUUGACGGAUGAGCCGGCUGUGGCCGACGCCCAGGCUGCCGCACGCUACCCCGUGGUGCUGCGCGCCAUUGUGGAGGAGGGCUGCUACUCACCACGGCAGGUCUUCAACGUGGACGAGACGGGCCUGUUCUGGAAGCGGCUGCCUGAGCGCAUGCUUCUGGCACUGGAGGGGACAGCUGGGCCUGGGCCCAAGGCCUCUAAGGACCACCUGACCCUGCUGCUUGGUGGCAAUGCGGCUGGGGACUUCAAGCUGAAGCCCCUGCUGGUGUACCCCUCGGAGAACCCGCGUGCCCUCAGGGGCUGCUCCAAGGCCAGCCUGCCUGUGGUCUGGCGCUCCAACCGCAAUGAUUGGUUGACCCCUAGCAUCUUCCAGGAGUGGUUUACUGGCUGCUUCUGCCCAGCUGUGGAAAGCUACUGUGCUAGCCAUGGCCUCCCACACCGCGCCCUGCUGCUGCUGGACAGCGCACCCUGCCACCCUGUCCACUUGGGUGGCCUCUCAGCCCAUGUGCGUGUUGAGUUCCUGCCCAAGAACACGUCAGCCCUGAUCCAGCCCAUGAACCAGGGUGUCAUCGCCGCCUUCAAGGCCCAUUAUCUGCGCCGCACGCUCAGCCAGCUGGUCCAGGAGACGGCGGGUACAGACCGGCCCUCCGUGCGGGAGUUCUGGCGCACCUAUACUGUCAUGACCGCUGUAGACAACAUUGCUAAGGCCUGGGCAGAGCUGCAGCCUGCCACCAUGAACAGUGCCUGGAGGAAGCUGUGGCCCGAGUGCGUGCCCGCUGGUGCCCCCGAGCCCAACGCCCUCCCCCAGCUCCGUCACAGCAUUGUGACACUAGCCAGCCACGCAGGCCUCGGGGAUGUGGCUGAGGCCGAUGUUGCCCACCUGCUGCAGGCCCAUGGGGAGCCCUCGUCCCGCAGCAUCCCCCAGGAGGUGGAGGUUGGGGGUGUCAGUGACUCUGGGCUGCCCUGUGAGGCGCGGAAAGGCUUGGCCUCCAGAAGACCAGAGUCAGAUCUCAUGGAGGCCAUGGUGGGUGUGGAGACUGAGGAACCCUGGCCCAGGCCCCUCCCGAGGACCAACGGUUUGGAGACCUGGCAGAGCCGGCCAAGCCCUUCACGGAUGGAGCUCAGGAUGUCCGGAAGCAAGCGUAAAAGCAGCGGUGAUGUAGCGGGUACUGCUAAGAAGCGCCACGCGAUAACGAUGGAAACAAAAGUGAAAAUAAUUGAGAGAGUGGAGCGAGGCGAAAAGAUGGUAGACGUCGCUCAUUCUUACAACCUGAAUCGUUCAACCAUCGGCUCAAUCGUAAAGAACAAGGACAAGAUCAUGGAACAUGUGAAGUCUGCUAUGCCGAUGACGUCCACAAUAAUAACAAAGAAGCGUGGAAAAGUGAUGGAGGAGAUGGAGAAACUUCUCAGUGUGUGGAUGCAGGAUCAGCGUCAGCGUCGAGUCCCACUCAGCUUAAUGCUGAUUCAAGAGAAAGCCAAGAGCCUUUAUGAAGACUUGAAGAAGAAACACGGCGAAGAAUCAGAGGGCAAAUCUUUUAACGCCAGCCGUAGCUGGGUUCACCGGUUCAAGGCUAGAGCCAAACUUCACAAUGUAAAAGUGAGUGACAAGGCAGCGAGUACAGAUACAAUAGCUGCCCGGGAGUUUCCUGAAACGCUUCGAGAAAUUAUCGAUGAAGGCGCGUAUUUACCCGAGCAGGUGUUUAAUGUGGACGAGACAGGACUGUACUGGAAGAGGAUGCCGGACCGAAGUUACAUCAGUAAGGAGGAAAAGUUGAUGCCGGGCUAUAAAGCAUCAAAGGAUAGGCUCACGCUGUUGUUUGGUGGCAACGCUUCUGGUGAUAUGAAGCUGAAGCCUCUGUUAGUUUAUCAUUCGGAGAACCCAAGAGCCCUUAAAAACAUAGCCAAGGGCUCUCUUCCUGUUGUGUGGAAGAGUAACCCCAAAGCCUGGGUUACACAGGCCAUUUUCCAGGACUGGUUUUUCCACCACUUUAUCCCGGAGGUAGAGAAAUACUGCUUGGAGAAGGACGUCCCAUUCAACAUUCUUUUGCUGCUUGACAAUGCUCCGGGCCACCCCCCAUUCAUGGACGACUUUCAUCCCAACGUCAAAGUAGUGCAUCUGCCACUGAAUACUACGGCGCUCAUCCAACCUAUGGACCAGGGAGUUAUAGCGACUUUCAAGAAAUAUUACUUACGUCACACUUUUCGUCAGGCAGUAAAGGCGAGUGACGAAUCAGGAACAACCUUGCGACAAUUUUGGAAGGACUAUAACAUCUACAAGGCCAUAAAAAACAUUGACUUUGCCUGGAGUGAGGUUACGGCCGUCACCAUGAAUGGGGUUUGGAAGAACCUUUGCCCGAAGUUUGUUCACGAUUUUCGUGGAUUUGAGAAGGUGGAUGAGGAGUCCAAAGAGGUCUUCAGCAACUUAGUGACCCUCAGCGAGAAGCUGGAGCUAGAUCUGCAAGAGGACGACUUCAUUGAACUCCUUGCCGUGCAACAUGAGGAGCUCACUAAUGAAGACCUGAUGGAAUUGGAGGCCCAGAGAAAGGAUGAAGAGGGACAGGAGGAAGAAGAAGUAACUGAAGAACCGAAGAGAUUCACGACGCAGGAAAUGGCAAGGGGGUUUUCUUUAUUUGAGGAGGCGCUGUUGGUGUUUGAGGCACAGGACCCGAAUGUAGAACGGUACACGAAGGUUGCAGCAGCCGUUCAGAAUGCAAUCCAGUGCUACCGUGUCAUCUAUGACGAGAAAAAAAGAGCUACUACGCAGACAUCACUGGAUCGUUUUUACAAGAGGGUGGAUAGAAUUAAAUCCAGCAAGGAACCAGAGCCUGUGCCAUCCACGUCAGGCGUGAGUGAAAUUGCAGCUUGCCCUCCGUCUCCUACUGCUGACGAUCCUUCAGCCCUCCCAUCUCCCACCUCCUCUUCCUCCUCCAGUCAGUAACUCUUCCUGCCUGUUCCCUUGAUGCCAGCCCCUGGAUGCCAGCUGUUGUACUGUACUACGGUACUUUUCAAGGUACUGUACUGUAAGAUUAAAAAUGUUUUCUUUA
This is a messenger RNA of Lagenorhynchus albirostris (white-beaked dolphin), 3765 nucleotides long. Its product is annotated as tigger transposable element-derived protein 1-like. Gene Ontology annotation, cellular component: nucleus. The record is from RefSeq and is a predicted model, not a curated record. The transcript has 4 exons. Lineage: Eukaryota; Metazoa; Chordata; Mammalia; Artiodactyla; Delphinidae. The coding region runs from base 219 to 3659 and encodes 1146 amino acids. Gene Ontology annotation, molecular function: DNA binding.